Messenger RNA from Neltuma alba, 4679 nucleotides. RefSeq names its product myosin-1. The transcript is spliced from 24 exons. Gene Ontology annotation, cellular component: cytoplasm; actin cytoskeleton; membrane. Gene Ontology annotation, biological process: actin filament organization. Bases 559 to 4089 code for a protein of 1176 amino acids. Lineage: Eukaryota; Viridiplantae; Streptophyta; Magnoliopsida; Fabales; Fabaceae. The record is from RefSeq and is a predicted model, not a curated record. Gene Ontology annotation, molecular function: microfilament motor activity; actin filament binding; ATP binding.
GCUCCGUUUUCUCCACACACCUUGGGUGGUUGGCUUGGUAUUUUCAUUUUCUUCCUCAGCUUUCUCUGAAAGCAAGCAUAUCCUUGUUAUUUGCUAGACUAGACUCUUCCUGAACAGCUUUUAAUUCGUCUGAGUGCUCGCUAACCCCAGCCCUCGUUUUGCAAGAUCUUGUUCCGUGAAAUCUUUGUUCUUACUUGAUAAUCCUCUUGGCUUUGGUUCGUGAGCUGCUCUUGCAGCCUCAUCAAUUUUCUUCCAGAGGUUGAUCCGUUCUUAGUCUGCUUUAUGGUGGAAAUUUGAACUCUUAACUGCCUUUUGGGAGCUUCAAAAGAGGCGGAACGUGUCCAUGAAGACUUUGAGUCAGGAGCACUGAGGAGUAAAUUCUGUAUCUCGGGCUAUGGUCCCCUCUAUUAUCUAUUUAUGUUUAUCUGAUCAAGUCAUUGAAUGGGACCCUCUUAGUGUUUAAAUGGAUAUGUUCGUUGAAAAGUGAACUUCUAAAAAAUCUCUCUUUAUCCCAUUGAAGUUGCCACUGGUAACCAUUCUUGGUGUUGGCAAAGGAAAAUGUCUCAAACAUCUAGGGUCCCACCUGCCAUUCAAUCUAUCAAAUCAAUUUCGUCUGAGUUCAAGUUGACAGGCAAUGCAACCCCUAAUAUUCUGGGAAAAAGUCCAAAUGUUAAACCGGGAAGCACUGAUGUAGUAGCAUCAGGUAGUCCUGAAAAUGGUGCGAUAGGAAAGAAGGUUUCCGAGGUACUUCAGGACUGUGCUGGUGACAUGGAUUUCGUCAAUGAGGACUCGCCAUAUGGUGGAAAAAAUACAUCACUAGAAAGUAGGCACUCAAGUGGUGAUGAAGAAGUUGAUCCUUUACCUCUGCCCCUUUCUUCAAUCUCAAAAUCUUUCUGGGAACGCAGGUGGAGUGAUACAACACCUUAUGCUUCAAACAUGAAGCUCCAGUCAUGGUUUCAACUUCCAAAUGGAAAUUGGGAGUUGGGGAAAAUGUUAUCAAUUUCUGGAACUGAAUCUGUUAUUUCACUGCCUGAUGGGAAGGUUUUAAAAGUGAACAGUGAAAGUUUGGUGCCGGCAAACCCUGAUAUUCUUGAGGGAGUGGAUGAUCUAAUGCAACUUAGUUAUUUAAACGAACCUUCAGUUUUAUACAAUUUGCAGCAUAGAUACAAUCAAAAUAUGAUUUAUACGAAAGCUGGGCCAAUUUUGGUUGCUGUAAAUCCCUUUAAGAAAGUUCCUUUAUAUGGAAAUGAUUAUAUCGAAGCAUACAAGCGUAAAACAAUUGAAAGCCCUCAUGUAUAUGCCAUUACAGAGACAGCUAUUCAGGAAAUGAUACGAGAUGAAGUAAAUCAAUCCAUUAUCAUAAGUGGCGAAAGUGGAGCUGGAAAAACUGAGACAGCAAAGAUAGCAAUGCAGUACUUGGCUGCUCUGGGAGGUGGAAGUGGAAUAGAGUAUGAGAUAUUGAAGACUAAUCCAAUACUAGAAGCCUUUGGCAAUGCGAAGACAUUGAGAAAUGACAACUCAAGUCGUUUUGGAAAGCUCAUUGAGAUACACUUCAGUGAGACUGGAAAGAUAUCGGGUGCUAAUAUUCAGACAUUUUUGCUGGAAAAGUCUAGAGUAGUCCAAUGCAAUGAAGGAGAAAGGUCAUAUCAUAUAUUUUAUCAGCUAUGUGCUGGAGCACCACCUUCUCUCAGGGAGAAGUUGAAUCUGCAUAGUGCAGAAGACUACAAAUAUCUCAGGCAGAGUAAUUGUUAUUUGAUAUCUGGUGUUAAUGACGCAGAGGAAUUUAGCAUAGUCAUGGAAGCUUUGGAUGUUGUCCACAUCAGCAAAGAAGACCAGGAGAAUGUAUUUGCAAUGCUUGCUGCAGUACUAUGGCUAGGAAACAUAUCUUUUACUAUAAUUGAUCAUGAAAAUCAUGUUCAAGCUGUAGAAGACGAGGCUCUGUUGAACGUCGCCAAAUUGAUACGCUCUGACAUUGGAGAUCUUAAAUUAACUUUAUCGACUCGCAACAUGAAAGUUGGUAAUGAUAAUAUUGUUCAAAAGUUGAAGCUAUCGCAGGCCAUUGAUGCUAGAGAUGCUUUGGCGAAGUCAAUAUAUGCUUGUCUGUUUGAUUGGCUGGUAGUGCAAAUAAACAAAUCGCUCGCUGUUGGCAAAAGGUGUACAGGCAGAUCAAUCAGCAUUCUAGAUAUAUAUGGGUUUGAAUCAUUUGAUAGGAAUAGUUUUGAGCAGUUCUGUAUCAAUUAUGCAAAUGAGAGAUUGCAGCAACACUUCAAUCGUCAUUUAUUCAAGUUAGAACAGGAGGAAUACAUCCAAGAUGGCAUUGACUGGGCAAAAAUUGAAUUUGAUGAUAACCAAGACUGCCUCAAUCUUUUUGAACAGAAACCACUGGGAUUACUAUCUCUGUUAGAUGAAGAGUCCACAUUCCCUAAUGGCACAGAUCUGACAUUUGCUAACAAGCUUAAGCAGCAUUUGAAUUCUAAUUCAUGUUUCAGAGGAGAGCGAGACAAGGCUUUUACUGCGUGUCACUAUGCUGGGGAGGUCACAUACGACACAACUGGAUUUCUAGAAAAAAACAGGGACCUAUUACACUUGGAUUCCAUUCAACUUCUAUCGUCAUGCAGGUGUGAUCUUCCUCAGAUAUUUGCAUCCUUUAUGCUCACUCAGUCUGAGAAGCCUGUUGUCGGUCCCUUACACAAAUCAGGUGGAGCUGAUUCCCAAAAGCUGAGUGUUGCGACAAAGUUCAAGGGUCAACUGUUCCAAUUGAUGCAAAGGUUGGAGAGCACCACCCCACAUUUUAUUCGCUGUAUUAAGCCCAAUAACCUCCAAUCUCCAGGAUUAUAUGAGCAAGAUCUUGUGCUACAGCAACUAAAAUGUUGUGGGGUACUAGAAGUGGUUCGAAUAUCAAGAUCAGGCUUCCCUACCAGGAUGUCUCACCAAAAGUUUGCCAAAAGAUAUGGUUUUCUCCUCCUUGAGGAUGUUGCAUCUCAGGAUCCACUUGGUGUUUCAGUCGCAAUUCUUCAUCAGUUUAAUAUUUCGCCUGAUAUGUAUCAAGUUGGUUACACAAAAUUAUUUUUCCGAACAGGCCAGAUUGGAGUGCUUGAAGAUACCAGAAAUCGUACCCUCAAUGGCAUUUUACGCGUCCAAAGUUGCUUCAGGGGUCACCAAGCUCGAUGUUACCUGAAGGAACUUCGCCGAGCAAUCAUUACUCUUCAGUCUUUUAUUAGGGGAAAGAAAAUCAGAGACGAAUAUGCAGCUUCAAUUCAGAGACAUCGAGCUGCUGUCCUUAUACAGAAGCGGAUGAAAGCGGCAUUUGUAAGAAGCAGAAUGAAGAACACUAAUGAAGCUGCAAUUGUUAUACAAUCAAUCAUUCGUGGCUGGUUAGUCAGAAGAUGCUCAGGGGAUUUAGGAUCAUUGAAAUCUGAAGGCGUGAAGACAAAUGAAUCGGAUGAGGUACUGGUCAAGUCUUCUUUCUUAGCUGAAUUACAGCGUCGGGUGCUCAGGGCAGAAGCUUCACUGAGAGAGAAAGAAGAGGAAAAUGACAUCCUCCACCAACGGCUCCAACAGUAUGAGAGCCGUUGGUCUGAGUAUGAGUUGAAGAUGAAGUCCAUGGAAGAAGUGUGGCAAAAGCAGAUGAGAUCCCUACAGUCCAGCCUCUCUAUAGCAAAGAAGAGCCUUGCGAUUGAUGAUUCAGAAAGGAACUCAGAUGCAUCCGUCAAUGCAAGUGAUGAAAGAGAUUGUGGCUGGGAUAUAGGAAAUAAUCAUGAAUGCCAAGAAAGCAAUGGAACAAGAUCAAUGAGCGCAGGCUUGAGUGUUAUAAGUCGAUUGGCUGAAGAAUUUGAGCAGAGGAGUCAAGUAUUUGGUGAUGAUGCCAAGUUCUUGGUGGAGGUAAAAUCUGGUCAAGUUGACGCAAGUUUGAACCCAGACCAGGAGCUCAGAAGGUUGAAGCAAAUGUUCGAAGCUUGGAAAAAGGAUUAUGGUGCAAGACUACGUGAAACUAAGGUCAUCUUACAUAAGCUUGGAACUGAGGAAGUUGCAGUUGACAAAGUGAAGAAGAAAUGGUGGGGAAGAAGGAACAGUACAAGGAUUAAUUGAUUCCCCCCCCCCAGGGGAGGACAAAGAUUCUCUCAUUUUUGCGUGGGAAAUAACAAUUUUGAGUCAAUGCCAACUGUUCAGUUGAUCUAAACAGGCCAAAUUAGCUGAAACUAUUUUAUUACUAUUGGAGGGAAGAAAAUUACAGUCUAAAUCAACUGAACAGUGAAAAUUUACUCAAAAUAAGGUUGUUCUUUUCCGACUGAGAUUGAGAGAUGUUUGUUUUUUUGUUUUUUUGUUUUCCCUCCUGGUGGGGGCCGGCCUCGGCGCAGGCACUAACCUGGGGCGUUGUCGGCAACUACGUGUAAAAUAGGAAAAGAAUACGAUAGAAAAGGUGAAUUAGUUUCUGUAAACGGGUUAGUUGUUGCUAGCCCUUUUUAUUUGAGAUUUUUUUCUUUUUUCGUUUGAUGAGAUCUGAGCAAGAGUUGCAGUAAAUUGAGUUGCAGCGUGUCACUUCAAUCCCUAGUAGUUUCAUGUGCCCAGUGUGAAAGUUGGUAUUUUCAUAGGGAAGGAUUAAAUUCACAAAUUAUUAAGGUGGCAUUCAAAUUUAUUACUCACAUAAUGCAAACCUUUGUUAUUGUUUUUAGGUUAAA